This is a messenger RNA of Laccaria bicolor S238N-H82, 365 nucleotides long. RefSeq lists its product as uncharacterized. The transcript has 5 exons. Lineage: Eukaryota; Fungi; Basidiomycota; Agaricomycetes; Agaricales; Hydnangiaceae. The coding region runs from base 32 to 199 and encodes 55 amino acids. The record is from RefSeq and is a predicted model, not a curated record.
CUUCCCGUCUAGGACCCUGUAGAAACAAGUAAUGGGGUGUAUAGUUUCAUGUAUCCAAGGGAUAUUUCAAUGUAUCGGAGACGCCGUCAUGUGCAUCGUGGCGAGUAUCGCUGGGUGCCUGGAGUGUGUUAUCGGGUGGAUAUUCAAUUUCGUUGCGACGAUCUUUGAUUGUCUGACGUGCGGAUGUUGUCGACGUUGAAUGGGGCUCCAGGACGUAUGAAUGUCCUGGGGCCGAAACCCAUGUUGUUGAACGAGUGGACGGUUGUCGAUUAUCUAUAUAAGAUUUCAGUGUCAUGUCCGGAAUCAUGAGAUACCCUGUACAUAUUUGAUUGCGGAAGGACUCAAAUGUGUGCUAGCUUAUUGUC